Molecule: messenger RNA, 2842 nt
Organism: Diospyros lotus (date-plum)
Lineage: Eukaryota; Viridiplantae; Streptophyta; Magnoliopsida; Ericales; Ebenaceae
Exons: 5
Coding region: 225-2456 (743 amino acids)
Molecular function (GO): helicase activity
Source: RefSeq, a predicted model, not a curated record
UGGAACGACGUUCUUCUUCAUUGGUCCAAGGCCCUGAGUCCUCCUCUGUUGCUUCUCUCUGCCCUUUCGAUUUUCAUCUCACUAUCUCAGACCCGCUUUAAAUCUUUCUUUCUCCAGAAGCUUUGUAUGUGUAAAAGAGAUCACUGCGCAGAAACAGACAGUUUUGUCAAGUGAUUAUUGGAGCAGAGAAGAGAGGAGGUCGAAAGAGUGAAAGCGCAACGAUAAUGGGCGUUGGCGUUUCUUCGGAGAAGAAAACAGCGGCGUCUCAUGAGCCAGAGUUUACUGAUUUGGUGUUCUCGUGGUCUGUUGACGACAUCCGCAAUGAGGAUCUUUACAGGAAUCAGGUGGAGAAGAUUCCAGAAUCGUUUCAAUCGGUGGGGGUCUACCUUGGUUCUUUUGUUUAUCCUUUGCUAGAGGAAACUCGAGCAGAAUUAGCCUCAAGCAUGGACAUUAUCUAUGGAGCACCUUUUGCUAAAGUGAACUCCCUUGUCGAGUCGAAGCCCUAUGCAACACAUGCAACGUUGCAUUAUGCUGUUGUUGUUGAUUAUUGGAGAAACAAAUUUAGUGACUGUUGCGAAGAACCCUACAGAACCUUGCCUGGAGAUGUGUGUAUCAUUUCCAAUGUAAAACUAGAAACUUUAUCUGAUCUGCAACAGGAUGGAAGGACCUGGACUUUUGCAUUGGUCACUAAAAUCACUGAAGACGAGAUUGAAGAUGAUAGUUCGUCGUCCACUAUUUUCACAGUCAAGGCAUCGAGGGAUAUAGAAAUCAAGGAUGGAAUGAGGGAAUCACUCUUUGUGACUUUCUUGAUGAACAUAACAACAAAGCAAAGAAUAUGGAACUCUCUAAGGAUGUCCAGGAAUCUGAAGAUAAUCAAGGAAGUCCUAUGCACUGAUUCUCUGGCUCAGAAGGAUUGCGAGCUUUGUUGUGUAAGCCAAUUACCCAAAAGUUUCGCUACAAGUCUAUUAUCUAAGCUGAAUAAAUUCCAAAUUCAGGCAAUAGUAGCUUCACUUCGUAGAAUCAAAUGUGAUCACAAGCCUACCAUGGAACUCAUUUGGGGCCCACCAGGGACGGGGAAAACCAAGACGGUCAGUGUGAUGCUUUUUGCUCUUUUGAGGAUGAACUGUCGGAUCCUUGCAUGUGCUCCUACCAAUGUUGCUAUAAAGGAGGUGGCUUCCAGGGUUCUAAUGUUGGUGAGAGAGUCAUUUGAGGCUGAGGAAAAGGAUGUUUUAUUCUGUUGUUUGGGCGAUAUUCUCUUAUUUGGUAACAAGGACCGCCUGAAGCUUGACUCUGAUAUUGAAGAGAUAUAUCUAGAUUAUCGUGUUAAAAGGCUUGCAGAGUGUUUGGGACCAUUGACGGGUUGGGGACAUUGUUUAACUUCAAUGGGAGACUUUCUUGAAGGUUGUGUUUCUGAAUAUGAUGUUUUUGUGAAAGACGAAAUGAUCAAACAAAAGGAAAUGAUCGAACAGAAGGAAUGCAGCAACCAGGAUGAAAGUGGCAAGGCAGAAAUUAAAUCAUUUGUUGAGUUUGUGAGGGACAGGUUUAAAUCAACUGCAUCACCCCUGAGAAGAUGCAUAUUUGUAUUUUGUACUCAUUUUCCAAGAAGGUUCAUUUUGGGACAGAAUUUUACAAACAUGCGUAGUCUUGUUGACCUCCUAGAUAAUUUGGAAGAAUCGUUGUUUCGAGACAACAUCACUACUGAAGAACUUAAGGAGGCAUUUUCACAGAAUGAUGGAGGUGAAGAAUUUUGUGAAUCUAUUGUAGGAAUGUCAUCCUUGAAAAACACAAGGAGCAAGUGCCUCUGUGUUGUCAAAACUCUUCAACAUUCUCUUGAAGAACUUGAUCUGCCAAGUGUUUUAAACAAAGAUUCAAUCAUGGAAUUCUGUUUUCAAAGAGCUUCUUUAAUUUUCUGCACUGCUUCUACUUCAUAUAAGCUGCAUUCAGUAGGAAUGGAACCGCUGGACUUACUGGUCAUUGAUGAAGCUGCACAACUGAAGGAGUGUGAAUCAACUAUUCCUCUUCAGCUGCCUGGUUUGAAUCAUGCUAUUCUCGUUGGUGACCAGUGCCAGUUGCCAGCAAUCGUUCAUAGUAAAGUUUGUGAGGAAGCUCAGUUUGGAAGAAGCUUAUUUGAAAGAUUGAGUUUGUCGGGUCAUUCUAAGCAUCUUCUAAACAUACAGUAUAGGAUGCAUCCAUCCAUAAGUUUGUUCCCUAAUGGGAAGUUCUAUUUCAACCAAAUUAUGGAUGCACCACAUGUUCAGAGUAAAAGUUACCAGAGGCAAUAUCUUCCAGGGCCAAUGUUUGGUCCUUAUUCUUUUAUAAAUGUUAUUGGUGGCAGGGAAGAAGUGGAUGAUGAUGGACGGAGCAGAAGAAAUAUGGUAGAGGUGGCAAUUGUGGUGAAUAUAGUGCAGCAUUUAUAUAGAGGUUUGUCAGUUGAGAUUUACGACAUUUUCAUGUGAACUAUUGUUAUAAAAAAUUCGCACAUCUUGAAAUAAUUUGUUUGGUUUUUGAAUCUUUUCUUUUGUAGUAUUGCAGGACCAUUUUAAAGCCUCAAGUAAUUCAAGAGUUAAUAUUAAGCAAACAAAACUAAAAUAGAUAAUUUUUUUGACUUGGUGGUAGAUAUCUGCCAAAACUAAAAUAUUCUAUAGUUUUGACCAUUGAGGAAUAUCCCAGAAAAGUAGCUUGUGAAGAUAAUAUCCUGUCAAUUACUCAUUUUCCAUGAUGAGCGUGUCACUGAUAGAGGAAACUUCUCUUAGUGAUGCCUUCUUUCACCACUUAUGCUGUCAAAGCAAAUGGCCCGGUGAUUCAUUUGCUCCAACAAAGCUAAAUUCUUUUUGCUGCUAAG